ACUUGUAAGUUAAGAACAGAACAGAAGUCGCAUCUCGCCCACGCCAGACGUCUGCGUCCGUAGUGGUCCUCAGUGUGUGCGAUAGUCAAGCCGGAGUAAAUCGCAGCCCAUUGUCCGCGCGUGUCAACUAUCGGACCUUUAUUUUCAUUCAUAAACCCGCAUCUUUUGAAAAUGCGCUCCUUCGGAGGAAUUAAGCCCGGUCAGCUUUAGACGACGCUAAAUAAGAGAGCGGAGUGCGGAGUGCGAACUGCGACUGAAAUAGAAGUGAUUUUGUGCAGUCUUGGGCUAAAUACGAACGAUUUGCGGCCGAUUCUGAUGGAGAACUCGCUGUGAGGAUCCGUCACCAUGAUACGAACGGUGUGGUUGUUCUUCGCUUUGGCGACGUAUAGUUCUGCACUGCUUCCAUAUACGGCAAAAGGAAAUUUACCAAUACACGUUGUGAGAGGCAAAGGGGAAAGAACAGAACUGAGUUGUAGUGUAGCCGGUUCACCACAAACACACACAUUAUGGUACAAAAAUCACAGAAUUCUUCUUAAAAGUGAUAGAAUACAUUUACGUAAAACGCUUGUGAUUGAUAAUCUAAGUUUUGAAGAUGCAGGUAACUACACCUGCUUAAGUUGCAAUGUCUAUAGUUGCAUCAAUCGUACGUACAGCCUUCAAGUCGUUGAUGAUUUAGACAGAACCUCGGAUAACAGCGAGGUAUUGACAAAUUUUUUGAGCGACGAUAAUUUCGAUAAGGAUGAAGAUAUCUACGAAACUUAUAGUCGUACGAAACGUUCGACAAACGAUAGUCAAAAAACGCCCCCUGUUUUUGUAUAUCCUGGAAAAAUGUCCUCAGUUGUGGUAAAACCAGCUGGUAAUAUGUUGUCUCUAAAGUGUACAUCUAGCGGCAGUCCAGCUCCAAACGUAACAUGGUACAAAAAUAAUAAAACUCCGCAACGAAAAUUAGGCGAAAUUCGUGAUCAUGGAUCAAUAACCAUGGAGGAUUUAACCGUGGAGGAUACAGGCAACUAUACUUGCAUAGUGUGUAACGAACUAGGAUGCAUACAACAUACGUAUUUUCUUGAAGUAACCAAAGACUUUAUAUGGGAUCGUUCCAAACGCGAAACCGAACGGAAGGCUCCUUACUUUGUCAACCCUAAGAAAAUGCCGAGACUAGAGGUGAAGCACGCCGGUAACAUGGUCAAUCUAAAAUGUAAAGCUGGAGGUUUCCCAACACCGAAUAUAACGUGGUGGAAAAACGACAAAACACCUCCAAAACGGCAGCUUGGCGAAAUUCGUUAUCAACACUGGGGAAUGGCCUUAGAAGACUUAGUUACCGACGACACCGGCAAUUACACUUGCGUCGUAUGCAACGAACUGGGUUGUAUCAACUUCACCUAUUCCGUUGAAGUUAUUGAGCGCUUCCCAUCAAAACCGCAUAUUAAAAAUGGCUACCCUCAAAACUUUACCGUUUUGGUAAACACGUCGGUGAAAUUUGAAUGUCCUCAAACGAUCCCCGAUAUUGAACCGUAUAUAGAGUGGAUUAAAAUGGAAAACAGAGCUGAUUUUGACGAGAAUUCAUUGACUCUGGGGGGAGGCACAUACGAGAAUACAUCAUUUGCUGUGGUGCAGAAAUCUGGUGAUACCGACAAUCCAGAAGUUCACGAAGUUAAAAACGUAACUUUGCAAGACGAGGGAUGGUACGUUUGCAUUGCUACCAAUAGUUUAGGUCAGACUGCUUCUAAAGGUUACUUAAAAGUGAUAGAGAAGAUUGUAGAAACGAAGAUUCCUGAGUCAUCUAAAAAAUACAUAUUAAAUACACUUUCUUAUUUAAGUAAACUGGUGGAGGAAGAUCUAAAUCACAAUCGUCGUACCAAACGAUCUAUCGAACAAGUGCCGCCAUUUUUUAUCAAUGUUAAAGAAAAAUCAGAAGCAAUAAGUGUAUUGGAUGGUGAUUCGAUCCUUCUAGAGUGCGAGUCAAAAGGAACUCCACCUCCUAAUACUACGUGGUACAAAAAUGAUGAACUUUUGGAAUCGCGGUACCACUUUUCCACCUUGCCACUCAAUAACGUGACUUUGAAGGAUUCUGGCAACUAUAAAUGUCUGGUUUGCAAUGAAAUUGAUUGCGUCGAUCAUGUUUUCAAAGUGAAAGUGAUUGUAUCAUUUCCCAUGAAGCCGAUCAUCAUCGAUUAUGUCAACAAUAUUACUUUACUUACCGGCGAUAGCAAAAAUUUGACGUGUGAUUUUCCCAAGGGAAGUCGAAUUUACUGGUCACGAAAACUCUCCAAUGGAAGCAGUGUCUUUGUAAAGGAGAGUAGCAGUACGUACCAAAUCCAGAAUGCGACACGGUGGGAUGAAGGUUGGUACUCUUGUAUUAGUGUUACCGAUUUUGGCACCAAAGAAAUUGCAAGAUACCUGACGGUGUUAGAUGAUGACGAUAGUAAUGACAUCCCAGAAGACUUCACAUGGGUUCGUUUCAAACGCGAAACCGAACGGAAGGCUCCUUACUUUGUCAACCCUAAGAAAAUGCCAAGACUAGAGGUGAAGCCCGCCGGUAACAUGGUCAAUCUAAAAUGUAAAGCUGGAGGUUUCCCAACACCGAAUAUAACGUGGUGGAAAAACGACAAAACACCUCCAAAACGGCAGCUUGGCGAAAUUCGUUAUCAACACUGGGGAAUGGCUUUAGAAGACUUAGUUACCGACGACACCGGCAAUUACACUUGCGUCGUAUGCAACGAACUGGGUUGUAUCAACUUCACCUACUCCGUUGAAGUUAUUGAGCGCUUCCCAUCAAAACCGUAUAUUAAAGAUGGCUACCCUCAAAACCUUACCGUUUUGGUAAACACCUCGGUGAAAUUUGAAUGUCCUCAAAUGAUCGCCGAUCUUGAACCGUACUUACAGUGGAUAAAAUUAGCCAACACAUCUGAUUUUAACGAGAAUUCAACUAAUAAUAACGACACAGUUCUACAGAAAAGCGGUGAUACGGAUAAUCCUGAAGUUUACGAAGUUAAAAACGUAACGUACCAAGAUGAAGGAUGGUAUGCUUGCAUUGCUGCCAAUAGCUUGGGCCAGACUGCUUCCAGAGGUUAUUUGAAGGUUGUAGACCGGCUUGUAGGGCUUGACGUUGAGCAGAAGUUCAAUUCAAACAAUUUUAUCACCUAUGCAGCUAUAGCUAUAAUCUUGAUCCUUCUCGCAGUCUGUUCGAUUGUGGUGGUCUUCUUCAAAAAACUAAAAAUUGAAAAACAGAAGAAAAUUUUAGCCUUGGAGACAGUAAGAGCUGCGGUAGUGACACAGUGGACUAAGAAAGUGAUCAUCGAGAAAAUCCAAAAUACUACUGAAGAUGUGUCUGAACCUUUGUUAAUGCCUGUGGUGAAGAUCGAAAAACAAAAGACCCAAAAUAACAACUCUGGGGACGGGAUGAUUUCCGAGUACGAGUUGCCGAUGGACUCGGAUUGGGAGAUCCCAAGGGCUAUGUUAUCCCUUGGUAAAAGUUUGGGGGAAGGAGCUUUCGGAAAGGUCGUUAAAGCUGAAGCUAUCGGUUUGUUGAAACCUGGAGUCACUAGCAUAGUGGCUGUUAAAAUGUUAAAAGAGGGUCAUACUGAUAACGAAAUGAUGGAUCUGGUUUCGGAAAUGGAGAUGAUGAAAAUGAUUGGGAAGCACAUCAAUAUUAUCAAUUUGUUAGGGUGUUGUACACAGGGUGGUCCCUUAUACGUUGUGGUGGAGUUUGCCCCUCAUGGUAACCUGAGGGACUUUUUGAGACAACACAGGCCAUCUUCUGGUUACGAACCAGCGAUUGGAAUAGUAGAGAAAGAACGAAAAACUUUGACCCAAAAAGAUUUGGUUUCUUUUGCGUAUCAGGUGGCAAGAGGGAUGGAAUAUUUGGCGUCACGAAGGUGUAUACAUCGAGAUUUGGCCGCAAGAAAUGUGUUAGUCAGCGACGAUUAUAUUUUGAAGAUCGCAGAUUUUGGUUUGGCCAGAGAUAUACACUGUAAUGAUUACUACAGGAAAACUACAGAUGGAAGAUUGCCGGUGAAAUGGAUGGCACCUGAAGCUCUCUUCCAUAGGGUGUAUACUACCCAAUCCGACGUUUGGUCGUACGGAAUUCUUCUAUGGGAAAUCAUGACACUUGGAGGAACCCCGUACCCGUCGGUCCCAAGUGUCGAAAAACUUUUCCAACUUCUCCGUAAUGGCCACCGCAUGGAGAAGCCGCCAUGUUGUUCACUAGAAAUUUACAUUCUCAUGAGAGAAUGUUGGAGUUACCAACCCAACGAGCGCCCGAUAUUCUCCCAGCUUGUGGAGGAUCUGGACCGAAUUCUCACAUUUACAGCGAACGAAGAGUACCUAGACUUAGGUCUACCACAACUGGAUACUCCUCCAUCAAGUCAAGAAUCCACUGGAGACGAGGAAGAUUUCCCUUUUGCUAAUUUAACUAGUCAGUGUCCCAAUAACGUGCAGCUUGCGUGAUCGAUGAACUCGUAUAAGAGACUCAUUUUGUGUUUCAGUAAUCUGUAAUAAUAAUAGGAGUACACAUUGUAUUUUCACUUUUAAUUUCACUUUUAUUUAGUGCCACCAAAGAACAGAUGCAAUUUAGUGUAAGUGGUUACGUUAAGAUUAAGACUGUAAAUUUAUGUAAUAAUACAUUUUUGAUAACUC
Molecule: messenger RNA, 4635 nt
Organism: Zophobas morio
Lineage: Eukaryota; Metazoa; Arthropoda; Insecta; Coleoptera; Tenebrionidae
Product: fibroblast growth factor receptor 3-like
Exons: 21
Coding region: 346-4446 (1366 amino acids)
Biological process (GO): multicellular organism development; positive regulation of kinase activity; protein phosphorylation
Cellular component (GO): plasma membrane; signaling receptor complex
Molecular function (GO): ATP binding; transmembrane receptor protein tyrosine kinase activity
Source: RefSeq, a predicted model, not a curated record